Messenger RNA from Cloeon dipterum, 880 nucleotides. Its product is annotated as serine/threonine-protein kinase Nek8-like. Gene Ontology annotation, molecular function: protein kinase activity; ATP binding. The record is from RefSeq and is a predicted model, not a curated record. The coding region runs from base 2 to 814 and encodes 270 amino acids. The transcript is spliced from 2 exons. Gene Ontology annotation, biological process: protein phosphorylation. NCBI's taxonomy places the organism in Eukaryota, Metazoa, Arthropoda, Insecta, Ephemeroptera, Baetidae.
UAUGGAGGAUUUCGUUGAAUUAGACGUGAUUGGACGAGGAGCCUUCGGAACUGUGACCUUGUGCCACCGCAAAUCGGACAAGAACCUGCUAGUGCUUAAAGAAAUCCAGCCGCAGGACAAACCUGAGAUCACCGAAGAGGAGGUAAAAGUCGUCUCAAGCUUCAAUCACCCCUUGAUCGUCCGCUUUUUCGGCCGCUUCAUGCAAAAAAACAGCAUGUUCAUCAUCAUGGAAUACAUGGCCGGUGGCUCCUUGUGGCACUACCUAAAGGGUCGGAAAGGAAAUCUCCUACCUCAGGAGCAGGUGAUCCGCUUGUUCGCCCAGUUGGUGAUCGCUGUCGAGCACAUCCACUCGAGAAAGGUGCUGCACAGAGACAUCAAGCCGAAAAAUUGCCUACUCUCUGCCGAUCACUCCAUCAUCAAAAUCGGAGACUUUGGAAUAUCAAAAUUCUUGGAGUCAAGCAGGUCCCGCUCAGGCUCGAUUGUGGGAACCCCUGAGUACUUCUCCCCUGAGUUGUGUCGCGGCGAGGCUUACGGACGCAAAAGCGACGUCUGGGCUUUGGGAUGCGUCCUCUACGAAAUGAUGACCCUGACCAGACCCUUUCAUGCAACCUCGGUGCCAGGACUGGCCAUCAAGAUCCUCAGCGGCGAGGUCAAACCACCGGAUGCCCAAAAGUAUUCUGAGAUUCUCAGGCAACUGCGAAAGGACAUGAUGCACCCUGAGCCGUCUGAGAGGGUUGGAAUCAGGGCGUGCGCUGCGUGUCCCCUGGUGGCAGUCGAAAUAGUCAGACUUGCCUGCACCUUAGGGCGGGCUUAAGUGGAGGAAUAUUUCUAGUGAGGUGAUGAAUUGAAUUUUAGAGCAAUGUGUUGAUUGGAAAAGUCC